UUUAAACUUUGGCACAGCUCGGACACUCGGAGAGAUCACCUGUUCACGGACACGCCCUGAUAUGGUCAACAUAGACUGACCACUUCCUCAAAAGCAUCUCUUCAGACUGUGUCCGCCCCCAGGAAGUGAUGUCACGCCACCAUCACCGCUUCGAGAGGGACUAUCGGGGUCCGUGGGAGCGCAGAGACAUUCGGCCCUCUGGCCUGCACAACGGGGGAGCCAAUCACAGCUGUGCCUCUGCUGUCGUCAAUGGCAACAACCGCCCGGGACUCCUGCCGCUCCCCGUCAUCCCCUCCCUCCUGCCCACCCCUGUCACUGCCCCAGCACCUACUACUACUACUACUACUACUACUACUACUACUACUAUCUCUGCCACUGCUACUUCUGCUACUACUAAGGUCUCGGGGCUGUCUCCAGGGGACAGUCAGGCUCCAGGGCUGCUCUUGGCUCCGGGGGUGAGGUGGGGACAGACGCCCAUAAACCAGCUCACGCCCUGGGACACAGACGAACCGCCCUCCAAACAGCACCGGGACAGCGAGCCCACAGGGACUGGUCCCACAUGGGCAGCCCCGGUUGCCGCGGUGAGCCAGCCCAGCCUCCUCCCCCACACCUACACCCUCCCACAGCCCCCCUCCUUCAACCACAGCGUCACCGCGCAGUCACCCAUCAUCGGAGUCACCCCCUCCAUCCAAGCACCCAUGCACCCGCAGCACCCGCUCAUGACCGCCCACUUCCAGUCUCCGCAGCAGCCGCCCUCUAUGGUCCUCAACCUGCCCACGCAACCGCCCUACCAACCGCCGGCCGUCACGCCGUCCCCGCUACAGGCCAACCACGUGGUCCAUCCCAACCAUCACCUCGGCAACGGACACCUCGGCAACGGUCACCUAGCGCACCCGCACCCGGGUCACGCCCCCCUGCUGCACCCGCCCUCGGCCCUGCCCCUGACCAACGGGCAGGCGCAGCUGGCAGAGGCGCAGGACGGAGCGAGCGGGCUGCAGAUGCUUCGCACGGUGGGCAUGGGGAAGUAUGAGUUCAGCGACCCUGGACAUCCCAAAGAAAUGUUGAAAGAAUUGAACCAGCAACGCAGAUCGAAAGAAUUUACAGACCUGAAAAUAAUUGUUGAAGGCAAAGAAUUUGAGGUCCACCAAAAUGUUCUAGCUUCCUGCAGUUUGUAUUUCAAGGACCUGGUGAAAAGGUCGUCGGGGGAGACGAGGAGAGGGGACACGCUGGAGCUGAACAUGAGCAACAUCACGGCGGAGGUGCUGGAGCAGCUUCUGGAGUUCGUGUACACCGGCUCCCUCGUCAUCGAUUCGGCCAACGCCAAAACUCUCCUGGAGGCCGCCAACAAGUUCCAGUUCAACACCUUCUGCAAAGUCUGCGUCUCAUUUUUAGAGAAGCAGCUCACGGCGGGGAACUGUCUGGGGGUUCUGGCCAUGGCGGAGGCCAUGAGCUGCACUGAGCUCCACAACAUGGCCAAAGCCUUCGCUCUGCAGAACUUUCCAGAGGUAGCUGGGCAGGAGGAGAUCUUGAGCGUGUCCAAAGAGGAUCUGGUGUCUUAUCUCUCCAACGACAGUCUGAACACAAAGGCCGAGGAGCUGGUCUACGAGACGGUCAUCAAGUGGAUCAAACAGGACUCCGCCGCCAGGGUUCAGUAUUUGUCGGAGCUGUUGGCAGUAGUGCGUCUCCCGUUCAUCCAUCCCUCGUACCUGCUCAACGUGGUGGACAACGAGGAGCUGAUCAAAUCGUCUGAGGCCUGCAGGGACCUGGUGAACGAAGCCAAGAGGUACCACAUGCUCCCCCACGCCAGGCAGGAGAUGCAGACGCCAAGGACCAAACCCAGGCUCUCAGCAGGUGUAGCGGAGGUGAUCGUCCUGGUGGGGGGGAGACAGACCAUCGGGAUGAACCAGAGAUCUCUCACCGCCGUGACCUGCUUCAACCCCCAGAACAGUAAAUGGUACCCUCUGGCCAGCCUGCCCUUCUACGACCGAGAGUUCUUUAGCGUCAUCUCGGCGGGGGACAACAUUUACCUGUCAGGUGGCACAGAGUCUGGGGUGAUGGUGUCUGAUGUGUGGUGCUACAUGUCUCUUCUGGAUAAUUGGAACCUGGUUUCUCGGAUGACGGUGGCGCGCUCUCGUCACAACAGCCUCGUGUACGAUGGAAAACUCUACACCAUCGGAGGCCUGGGAGUGUCCGGAAACCUGGACCAUGUGGAGAGAUACGACACCAUCACAAACCAGUGGGAGACGGUUUCUCCUCUGCCUAAGCCCGUGCACUCGGCUGCAGCCACGGUCUGCGGGGGAAAGAUCUUUGUGUUCGGAGGAGUGAACGAGGCCGGGCGCUCUGCUGGGGUCCUGCAGUCCUACGUGCCUCAGAGCAACGCAUGGAGCUUCAUCGAGUCGCCCAUGAUCGAUAACAAGUACGCCCCGGCUGUGAGUCUGAACGGUUUUAUUUUCAUCCUGGGGGGGGCGUACGCCAGAGCCACCACCAUCUACGACCCGGACAAAGGCAACAUCAAGGCGGGCCCCAACAUGAACCACUCCCGACAGUUCUGCAGCGCCGCGAUCCUCGACGGCAAAAUCUACGCCACCGGGGGCAUCGUGAGCAGCGAGGGUCCCGCUCUGGGCAACAUGGAGACCUUCGACCCCUGCACCAACCAAUGGACCCUGGUACAGUCCCUGCCCUGCCCGCUGUUCCGGCACGGCUGCGUGGUCAUCAAGAAGUACAUCCAGAGCGGGUGACCCAACUCGAGCGCCGCUUUCACCGACGAAAACUCUAAAAAAAAGAAAAGAAAAAAAAACUCUAACCAGGAACCACCAGCC
This is a messenger RNA of Boleophthalmus pectinirostris (great blue-spotted mudskipper), 2819 nucleotides long. RefSeq names its product kelch-like protein 29. Gene Ontology annotation, molecular function: protein binding. Bases 129 to 2738 code for a protein of 869 amino acids. The record is from RefSeq and is a predicted model, not a curated record. Lineage: Eukaryota; Metazoa; Chordata; Actinopteri; Gobiiformes; Gobiidae. The transcript has 18 exons.